GUGACACCCCAUAUCUCACAACCAUCGCCGCAGCUUAUGCGGUUCCACUGACAUGUGGGGGGCGAGAGGCCGAACGGACCUGCGGCCCCACACGUCGGCUUCUUGGGCAUUUGCCCGGGCGGCAAAGCCGGCAGCGCCUACGACCAAUCCCGCCCGCGCUCCACGACGCCAAAAACCGCGCGGGAAAACGGCUCCGCGCCCGCGCGCCAAACCCAAAAACAUCUUCUUCCCCACCGGAAAAAAAAAUCCUCCAGCCCUCGCCGCAUAAUUGCUCCUCGCAUCUUCCGAGCCGGGAAGGCAUUUAAAUCCCCCCCAAACCCUACCCUCUCUCCUCAUCCACCGCCCCCUUCUGAGUUCUGACCUCCCUCGCAUCACACCCAGCCCUUGGCGGCGGCGGCGCGCACCAGGUGUUCGACGGAAGUCCCCGCCCGGCGGGUGGCCCGAAGGCGGCAGCAAAAUGUACGUGGUGAAGCGGGACGGGCGGCAGGAGACGGUGCACUUCGACAAGAUCACGGCGCGCCUCAAGAAGCUCAGCUACGGCCUCAGCCAGGACCACUGCGACCCCGUGCUCGUCGCGCAGAAGGUCUGCGCGGGGGUCUACAAGGGCGUCACCACCAGCCAGCUCGACGAGCUCGCCGCCGAGACCGCCGCGGCCAUGACCGCCUCCCACCCGGACUACGCCUCGCUGGCGGCGAGGAUUGCUGUGUCGAACCUGCACAAGAACACCAAGAAGUCCUUCUCGGAGACGAUUAAGGACAUGUACAUGCACUUCAACGAGAGAUCUGGGCUGAUGGCCCCUCUGGUCGCUGACGAUAUUUAUGAAAUCAUCAUGAAGAAUGCUGCUCGCUUGGACAGUGAGAUAAUUUAUGAUAGGGACUUUGAUUAUGACUACUUUGGCUUCAAGACUCUUGAGAGGUCUUACCUCUUGAAGCUUGCGGGGAAGGUUGUUGAAAGGCCACAGCACAUGCUAAUGAGGGUUUCUGUGGGGAUACACAAGGAAGACAUUGAGUCUGCCAUCAAGACAUACCAUCUCAUGUCUCAGCGCUGGUUUACACAUGCCUCACCAACGCUUUUCAAUGCUGGCACUCCAAGGCCCCAAUUAAGCAGCUGUUUCCUUAUCUGCAUGAAAGAUGACAGCAUUGAGGGCAUUUAUGAUACUCUGAAAGAAUGUGCUGUCAUAAGCAAAUCAGCUGGAGGAAUUGGUGUGUCAGUUCACAAUAUUCGUGCUACUGGGAGUUACAUUCGAGGAACAAACGGAGCAUCCAAUGGGAUUGUACCUAUGUUACGUGUCUUCAAUGAUACUGCUCGUUAUGUUGAUCAAGGAGGUGGCAAAAGAAAGGGUGCAUUUGCUGUAUACUUGGAGCCUUGGCAUGCUGAUAUUUUUGAGUUCCUUGAUCUGAGAAAGAACCAUGGGAAGGAGGAACAUCGUGCAAGGGAUCUUUUCUACGCAUUAUGGGUUCCCGAUCUAUUCAUGCAAAGGGUCCAGAAUAACGGAGAAUGGUCAUUGUUUUGCCCUAAUGAAGCUCCAGGGUUGGCUGAUUGCUGGGGCGAUGAGUUUGAGAAUUUGUACAAGAAAUAUGAAAAAGAAGGCAAGGCAAAGAAAGUUGUUCCAGCACAGACCCUCUGGUUUGACAUUUUGAAGGCACAGAUAGAAACUGGGACACCAUAUAUGCUUUACAAGGAUACAUGCAAUAGGAAGAGUAACCAGCAGAAUCUGGGCACAAUAAAAUCGUCAAAUUUGUGCACUGAGAUAAUAGAGUACACAAGCCCUACUGAAACUGCUGUCUGCAACCUUGCAUCUAUUGCUUUACCACGCUUCGUAAGGGAAAAGGGUGUUCCUUUAGAGUCCCAUCCAUCUAAGCUUGUGGGCAGCACUGAUUCGAAAAAUAGAUAUUUUGACUUUGACAAGCUUGCUGAGGUUACCUCAACAGUUACUUAUAAUCUCAACAAAAUUAUUGAUAUCAAUUACUAUCCUGUUGACACCGCAAAGAGAUCAAAUAUGCGGCACAGGCCAAUUGGCAUAGGUGUUCAAGGUUUGGCGGAUACUUUCAUAUUACUUGGCAUGCCAUUCGAUUCACCUGAGGCUCAGCAGUUGAAUAAGGAUAUUUUUGAAACAAUUUACUAUCAUGCUCUGAAAGCUUCUGCCGAACUUGCUGCUAAAGAAGGUCCUUAUGAAACAUAUGAAGGCAGUCCUGUCAGCAAGGGCAUUCUUCAACCUGACAUGUGGAAUGUAGUCCCAUCUAACAGAUGGGAUUGGCCAUCUCUAAGGGAGACUAUUUCUAAAGUUGGGAUCAGAAAUUCUCUUCUUGUUGCUCCAAUGCCCACUGCUUCCACUAGUCAGAUUCUUGGCAAUAACGAGUGCUUUGAACCCUACACGUCUAACAUAUACAGUCGACGGGUUCUAAGUGGGGAGUUUGUUGUGGUUAACAAACAUCUUCUUCAUGAUCUGACUGAAAUGGGUAUUUGGACCCCUACUCUGAAAAACCAGAUAAUAUAUGAAGAUGGUUCUGUCCAAAAGAUGACAGAAAUCCAAGAUGAUCUUAAAGCAAUCUACAAGACUGUCUGGGAGAUCAAGCAGAAAACUUUGGUUGACAUGGCGGUUGAUCGUGGAUGCUAUAUUGACCAGAGCCAGAGCCUCAAUGUCCAUAUGGAGCAACCCAACUUUGGGAAGCUAACAUCGCUGCACUUCCAUGCUUGGUCCAAGGGCCUGAAAACUGGGAUGUACUAUCUACGCACAAGAGCAGCUGCAGAUGCGAUCAAGUUUACAGUUGAUACCACACUUCUGAAGGAGAACGGGGUGGCUAAUGGCAAGCCUACAGAGGAAGACGUGGAAGCCAAGAUGGCACAAAUGGUCUGUUCUCUGAACAACCGUGAAGAGUGCCUGGCGUGCGGAAGCUAGACGGAUCCGCGCUUUCUUUGUUCAUGACCCCAAUAUUAUACAACCGGCUGAUGAUUGGAGUUCAAUAACCAGAAGGAAGUCUGUGAUGUAGGUUGAGUUAUAGAUUCCCAUGCUGGGAAUGCCUUGGUCCCCGAAUACUGCUACCUCCCGCUUGUGUUGUACUGAAAUAUUUGGGCUGAUGCCCAUCCCAUGUAUAUAUAUCUACUACUGUCAAUGUUAUUGAUGUGUGCCAUCACAUUUUCUUGUGAAAUAUUUGCAAUACUCACUUUGCAUCA
Panicum virgatum (switchgrass) is the source of this 3174-nucleotide messenger RNA. Its product is annotated as ribonucleoside-diphosphate reductase large subunit. Gene Ontology annotation, cellular component: ribonucleoside-diphosphate reductase complex. The record is from RefSeq and is a predicted model, not a curated record. NCBI's taxonomy places the organism in Eukaryota, Viridiplantae, Streptophyta, Magnoliopsida, Poales, Poaceae. Bases 458 to 2899 code for a protein of 813 amino acids. The transcript is spliced from 17 exons. Gene Ontology annotation, biological process: DNA replication; deoxyribonucleotide biosynthetic process. Gene Ontology annotation, molecular function: ribonucleoside-diphosphate reductase activity, thioredoxin disulfide as acceptor; ATP binding.